Molecule: messenger RNA, 7224 nt
Organism: Sus scrofa (pig)
Lineage: Eukaryota; Metazoa; Chordata; Mammalia; Artiodactyla; Suidae
Source: RefSeq, a predicted model, not a curated record
GAGGGAAGCCCCGGCGGGGAGACUCGGCCCCAAAAGCGGCGGCCGUUGGAGGUGGCUGCGGCAACCGAGAACAAGCCUGGGUCACUAUAAAUUCUUGGAUCACUAAAACUGCAAGCAGUCUUCCAGAAAAUGUGGCCUCAUGGAUGAGCUGGUACAUGACUUAGCCUCAGCCUUGGAGCAGACAUCUGAGCAGAAUAAGCUCGGCGAGCUGUGGGAGGAGAUGGCCCUGAGCCCUCGGCAGCAGAGGCGGCAGCUUCGCAAACGGAGAGGCCGGAAGCGCCGUUCAGACUUCACUCACCUGGCAGAGCAUACCUGCUGCUACAGUGAGGCCUCUGAGUCAAGUCUGGAUGAAGCCAUUAAGGACUGUCGAGAAAUGGCCCCAGUCACCAAUUUUAGUGACUCUGAUGACACGAUGGUAGCCAAAAGGCAUCCAGCUCUCAACGCCAUUGUUAAGAGUAAGCAACAUUCUUGGCAUGAGUCUGACUCCUUUACUGAAAAUGCACCUUGUCGACCGCUCAGACGCCGUCGCAAGGUGAAGCGAGUGACAUCAGAGGUGGCUGCCAGCCUUCAGCAGAAACUCAAGGUGUCAGAUUGGAGCUACGAGAGAGGCUGCAGGUUCAAGUCUGCUAAGAAGCAGCGUCUGUCCCGCUGGAAAGAGAAUACUCCUUGGACCUCCUCAGGUCAUGGGUUGUGUGAAUCAGGAGAAACGAGGACUUUCCUAAGCAAAACAGGAAGAAAGGAAAGGAUGGAGUGUGAAGCAGAUGAGCAAAAACAGGGUUCUGAUGAGAACAUGUCAGAAUGUGAAACCAGCAGUGUGUGUAGCAGCAGUGACACAGGGCUCUUUACCAAUGAUGAAGGACGGCAAGGGGAUGAUGAGCAGAGUGAUUGGUUCUAUGAAGGAGAAUGUGUCCCAGGAUUCACUGUUCCUAACCUUCUGCCCAAGUGGGCUCCUGACCAUUGCUCGGAAGUAGAGAGAAUGGAUUCCGGACUGGAUAAACUUUCAGAUUCCACAUUCCUUUUACCUUCUCGGCCAGCUCAGAGAGGGUACCAUGCUCGCUUUAAUCGUCUGCCUGGAGCUGCAGCUCGAUGCCUCAGAAAGGGGCGAAGAAGGCUUGUUGGGAAGGAGACCAGCAUAAGUAAUUUGGGUACUGAGAGGAUAAGCCACCUCAUUAGUGAUCCUCGGCAGAAAGAAAAGAAUAAAGCGUUGACUUCUGAUUUUCCUCACAUUUCUGCUUGUGCACAUGAGUUUAAUCCUCUUUCUCCCCUUUACUCCCUGGAUGUUCUCGCUGAUGCUUCUCACCGGAGAUGUUCACCAGCACACUGCUCUGCCAGACAGGCGAACAUACACCUGGGACCCCCGUGUUCACGUGACAUCAAGAGGAAACGGAAACCUGUGGCCACAGCAUCUCUGUCCAGCCCAAGUGCCGUUCACAUGGAUGCAGUGGAGCCAACCACACCAGCGUCACAGGCCCCCAAAUCUCCAAACUCUGAGUGGUUGGUCAGGACCUCUGCCGCAGAGAAAGCCACUGACUCAACUGCAGCUGCGUUUUUUAAAAUGCCACAAGAAAAGAGCCCUGGAUACAGCUAGACAGUAGUAUUUCACCGUCUAAGAGAUAUUGUUGAAACAAGUAUCAGACUUUGUAUUCUAUUGUCUUGCAUAUCUUAAUUGACAUUCCUAGUCCUUUCAACCGCCAGGACUGACUCUUCUUCCAGCAAAGAAGUGGACUCUUUCUCUUAGAAAAUCAUGUUGUGGAAUUUUUUUUUUUUAAUUGUAAAGUAUUGGGGCAACAUUUUUUUUUUUUUUUUUAAAAGGUCAUCCUGUGCUGUAUUUGCUACAUUGCUAUUGCUGUCCCAACAGUUACUUACAGCUCUGUUUACAGAGCUAUUGCUUUUUUGCAGAUGUCUUUUUUCUUGAAAAAUGAGUAACUGCUUUUGCAUAUUUGUGUAGAGCAUUUAAUACCAUUUGAGGAAGUUCCAAAUGUACAGCCAGUUCCAGGCAAAUUUAAACAGAGUUAAGGCCUACUGUGUGGAAUUGUUUGUAGGAGAUAAGGCUUGAUCCAAGCCAAGUGCCAAUAGGAUGAAUCCACCAAGUCCUCAGUUUGGAGGCUCAGAAGAGACACCAGCAGCAUGGGCCUUGGAAACUUAUUCCAUUUCUCUAGAUGGCCUAAUGGGAUUGCCAGCAGCUGCAUUGUACUCUGCCUCAUCUCCGAAGUUUGUGUUCCACCAAAAGAGGACCUAUAUAUAUAUAUAUGUACAGACUGGUAUAAUGAAGAAGAUGGUUUAGGUGUGCGGCAGAUUUAAAAUCGUCGGUGAAUUGUGUCUAAUACUUCAUGUCACGGUGUAAGCCUUUAUGUACUAAAUGAGACUUUUAUGUUAGUCUUAUAGGUCAAUAACCUGUAGCAGAAAUUCAUACUCUAUUAUAAUAAUGGCUUCUUAGGGGCAUACUUUUGGGGAGGAAAAUGUCUUUUUGACAUGCUUUUAUACUUGGCGUGUUUAUGAAGGCUCAGCUGCAUGUAGAGUUAUAAAUACCGCCAUGCCUGAAGUUGGAUGCUACUUUGUCAAAAUGAGGAAUAAGUGACUGCCUAGAGCUGCUGGAGAAAAGCCACCCUUUCUAAAACAGUAUUUUCAAGGAUGGCUGUCUUUCAGGAUCCUGGUUGACAGAAGGGCUCUUUUUUUGUACAAAUUCAGUGCUUUUAUUCUGAAAUACACAGAAGCCGUUUCCCAAUGCCCCCUGCUUGGUCAUAUUCUAGAGGAACUCCCAACUCCUGCACCUGGCCGUGUCCUGAGCGGAGCACAGCCUCCUUUCCCUGAAGUGCAGUUGUGCCUCUUUCUCACACAGAAUGUGAUGGUGCACUGUGCUGUUGUGUUCCUUUAAAGAGUAUGGUCCUAAUCAGUGUCCUUGUCAGUGGGGUGGGUUUGAACCUAGGGGGAAAGGGGACCUUGAAGCUAAGUUUACACAGCACUUUAUGUAAGACUGAGAACAUGGUGAUUGUCCAUAACGGAAUAGGAUGGAGACGACGCAGUGAGGAGCAGUGCCGAAGCCAGCCUGCAUCCCUGGGAGCCACCCAGGCCUUCAUGUAGUAGCGAGUGCACGUCCUUCUGGGCUGCACCCAUAGGGGUGUAGAAGACAUGGCGUCUGAUAAGCGUAAGUGGCCAUACUCGCUUGUUUUAGUGAUAAAGGUAGAUUUUUGUUGUCAUUCGUGCAUUCUUACUUCAUCCCUAUAGUAUUGUGAGGCACACAUUUCUGAUGUAUUUUGUUGGAUUCAAGGGAGAACUCCAUAAACAAUUUUUUCUUUGCACUAAGCUCCAUGGCUCAUGCAGAGAUUAGUCCCGUGAUCAUGGCCUAUUAAGACCUCUUGCAGUUCAGAUAGUGUCUUUUCUUCAUGACAUGUAGCCUAGUAGUUCUCCUUUACUACCUGUGGUUAAAAGUAAUUUAUAUAUACAAUUUUAUUUACGUUUUAAACAUCUCUGCUAUGUAAAGGUAGAUGACUGCUAUCAGUUUAUAGUCAAGAACAGUCACAGAGCUUAGUAACUUGCCCCAGGUCCCAUAAUGAAGCCAAUACAAAUCCUAGAUGUUCUCUGCCCUGGGAUAGAAUCUUCUGUUUUUUUACUGAUAGAUCUGAGUCACUCGGAGACCCAUACUUUUGAAACGGUAUGCUAUGAAUACUUAUUAUCUUUCUUGGGUGAGCUUUCCUACAUAUUUUGAAUAUUUUCAGCAGGGAGCACCCCAGAAUGCCAUAUCUACCUAUAAUAAGUAGGAAAGAAAAUUAAUUGCCUAAGAAUAGCCAUUAAGCACACAAAUGCUUUUCUAAUACAGGGUUGUAAAUUGUGCUUAUUUUAAACUGCUGCAUGAGCAUGCUUACAGAACUGACUACUACUUCUUUUUUGUAUGAGUCCAUUCCAGAGGAAUAACCUUAGAAUCACAUGUAUUUUGAAUCUUAAAUUUUAAAUUUCCUUUUUAUAUGGCAAAGUGUAUAAUGUCAUAAAUUAAGAAAAAUUUAUCUUUCAACAAAAGAUAUAAUUUCAAAUCAAAAGAUAUAAUUUCAAAUCAGGUUUUAUAAUUUGUUGAAAAAAAAAAAAACCUGAUAGCUUGUCUUCGUUUGAGGAUAGCCAUUGAACACACAUGUGUUUGAUCUAGUGAAAAGUAAUAACUGAAGCAGAGUCCCACAGUUCUUAUUUCAGGGUUCUGAUUUGCCCAGCUGGCUAUACAGUCUGCAUAUCUAAAUCCUAAUCUUGGGUAUUUUCCACAGUGGGCAGUUAGCUUCUUACUAAGACAUUAGCUUCUUACAUGAGUAUCAUUUCUAAAAGAUAGUUUGGCUUACAAGUUUAAGGGAAUUUGAGAUUAUUUUUCAGUGCAAUAUUUUAAAGGAGCAGCUUCAUUUGCAUCAGUACUCUUGUGUUGCUUUUUGGCAGGAACUGUUUAGAAGAAGAAAUUAGUAGCUGUUCACAUGUGCCAAAUUUGGAGGAGCAGAGUGAUCUUUACUGAGUGGUAUGUUCUUGAUAAACAGGCCUCAUUUAGCUUUGAAUUCUUUAGAAAUCAAAUGCAAUUGGAAAUUUCAUAUGAUAUUGUUUUGACAGGCUAUGGAAAUAGACUACAAACAAGGCCAUUUUGGCAACAAAAUGACCAAAAGCUGAAAUAAAGCUUCUUAAUCUGUGAUCUUAUGGUAUCUCCUUUGCUAAGUAAAGCUCAACACCUAGGACAGGUAAUUAAACUAUUUCUGAAUCCCAAAUAGAUGAAUCUGAUAUACUUUGCAUUUUAGAAUCUGAAAUGCAAUCUAGACCACAGCAUAGCAAGUUCUGAUGCUGCAAAAUAUAGGAACAGAAUUAUCACAGAAGUCAUUUAGAGCUGAACAAGUCACUGAGUGUAGUGAGAAAGAAGCUAUGCUGGCACUGUCAUUGCUGAUGUGAUGAGUUCUCCAUUUUGGCCCCAGGCAAAGGCUCCUGGUGAUGCAUGGCUCAUUUCAAGUCUUUCCUUUAUUUUGGCUUCACUACCAUGGUUCUGAGCCACAAGCAUUUUGUUUCCUGGGGAGGAGGCUGUGUAAAAAUCUCAGUGUCAGAAGCUGUAUUCACCCUUCUGUGUUUGUUGAACCUUAGCUGGGAUGAGAACAGAGUGGCUUUCUCUAGCAGCUAUAGAUACAGUUGGUGGCAUGAUACAGGCUGUAUCAUGGUUCAUGGGGUGGUGGGAGGGGUGGUAGAAGCAGUUUGCUCUUCCUUUCAGCUUCCUUUGUUAAUGUUUGAGCUGCCUGUUUUACUUGUCAGUAUUUCCUUAUCUCCUGUUCUGGUCAUGACAGUUAGUGGAGUUACUGAUAGUGACCAGCAAUCAGGUUGGGUUUUACCCCAUUAGAAAGCUGGUACAGAGAGAAAAGGCGAGGAAUUUGGUGCAUUCUGCUAUUAGCGCUAAAUGCAAGUGGCCCGGAGAUGCUCUCACCUACAUAAAAAUCAUGAAACAGAUGAAUAUCAAAUGUCUGGAAAUAGCAAUAUCAGAAAUAAGGAAGUUGAGUGGCCUUGCUGGAGAGUGAAAAUUACAAGGUUUUUAACAAGCCCGCCAAAACAAACUCAUGGUUAGAAGAAAUUGUCCUGCCAUUUCACUGCACUAGAGUAAACUGCCAAAUGUGGGGAAUAAAAAGUUUUUCAAGCACAGUAUUGAAAAAUGGGCGAGUUCCUGAUGCUGUUCACCAAGAAAAGCAGUUUUGGAAAGGCAAGAGGAAGAGAAGGAGAGAUGCAGGGGUGCAAGGGCCCCGAGACCGACAGCAACACAUUCUCUCCCUCACUGGAUCUGCUGACUCAGAAACUCAGAGUGAGGCCCAGCAGUCUUACAAGCACUCCAGGGGACUCUGAGAACUACAGGCGUUGCCACAGUUAAAUGUUUUAACAUACUGGUAUCCCCCUAAGCUCUGAGGUGCUCUUAUGCUUUCCUCCAUAAGUAUAGAGAUGUUUUGUGUAUGGUUCUUUGCAGAAACUGUUGUUACUGCUCAUACGUUUUCCCUCAAGCUCCUGAAAGACCUCCUGGAGACAUUGAGAAAAGAUGAUCUAGAGAAAAAUGCCGUCAAGACCAUUUUUAGAUGAAUGGAAACAACCUUUUAAAAGUGGAUUAAAAUAUAAUAAUGGGUUUUUAGUCUGUGAGCGAUCAGUCAUUUUUUGCAAUUGACAGGAAAACAUUUGUGUAAGACACUGCCAUCCAUGGUUUUAUGAUCCUUGUUCAUCACAUCUUAGUUUCAUGGGAAAUGUCAUGUAUUUUCCAGCAUCAUAAUGAUGAAGCCUUUAAAGUGUGGCUCACAAAAAUGAAAAAAAAAAAAAAAUUGGAAGAAAAAAACCACUCUGAGUACAUAGCUAUUGUGUAAUAAAUACCUGUUGAGUUAUUGGUAAUCGUUUGCUGGGAAUUAAUAUCAGUACUUCACAGCAUGUAAAAAUCAAUUUUCAGUGAUCCCUCUUAAUCACACCCUAUUGUCUUUGUUUUACAUUUCAGCUAGUGAUUCUUCAGGGGUUGGGGUAAUAACAGCAAGUUUUAUUUUUUUGUUGUCUUAUGGAUUCAGUGUUUCAGAAGAUAGUAUUCUAAUCUUAAAGUUUUGAAAUGAAACCAUGGCAUCUUUUCUUUUGAGUUUAUCUGUAUGAAUUUGACUGGGGCUUACUUUAUUACUAAAGCCUACAAACCAAAAUUCUCUUUGUAGGAAUAUGUGUGGCUACAGAGGUGUUCUCUAGUGUCAUUUCCUCAGAUGUUCAUGUUUUGUGCUUAGAUUUUUGUUUAUAAAGGUGACUGAGUGAUGACACAUUGAAAGGGAAGUCUAAUGUUACAGGUCCCUUUGAAACAGGAGGCGUGGCUUGCCAUGCAAGGCCACAGGACAAAUAGGGUCGGGAGGCAGAAAACGGGAGCAAGCGAUAGGGUUAGGGUUAGGCGAAAGCCUUGAUUGGGUUUUCUCCAAAAAGGCAAAAGCAGGGCAGGGAGGACAGUUUAGGAAUGGCUAGUGAAUAACUCCAGGGCCUUAGAGCUACACUGUGGGCUUGAGUUGCCUGGGAUGAUUGCUUCCUGGGGUGUGCAAGCCAGUUGAAGGAGGUAUGGCUCCAUCAGACCUGGUUAGUUUGCUCAUCAAAAGCAUGCUGUGGGCUGAUUCCUUUGUUGUCUCAAAGAACUGGCCAGCCCUGGGAAGGACAAUCUCCCCAGCCAGGAAGGUUUUUUAAGAUGUCAGAACGUAAUAUUAGAAAAUAAAAAAACAUGAUUAAUGCACA